CCCACGCUAACCGCCAUCUUUGCUUAUCGUAUAAACAGUGCGACCGGGCGCAACGAGAAUUAACGUUGGUAAAUUCGUAGUAUUACCGUGUUUGUUGUGUGAUUGAGGUGCAAAAAGAUGUCGGAAAUCAAGACAGAAACAAAGAAUGAUAAUAAUAUCGACGAUAUAUCUAAGGAUCAGUCGGCGGAAGAGAAGCCUAUUCCUGCAAAAAAUAAACGCAGUGGUACAAAGAGGCUGUCGACCUUAGAAAGAACAGCACAAGAAGGCGAAGCAUUAACUAAGGGAAUGAACACAGCAGGUGGUGAAGUUGAAGGAAGAAGACGUACACGUAGUUCAGCACGUGGGCUGACUCCAUCGACACCACCGACACCAACUCCAUCACCACCGAAGAAACAGAAACAAGAAUCAGGUACAAAAGGAACAGGACGUGGUCGUGGUCGUCCAAAGAGACAAGAUAAAAUAAAUGAAAAUAACACAGAUGAAGAAGCGAAUAAUAAAAGUGAGAAACAUGACGAAGAAUCGGCGAAAAUGGAUGUGGAUGAGAUGAAAGAUGAGAAAGAUGGUAAAACGUUGGAAAAAGUAGAAAAGAAUGAAGAACAAGAUAGUAAAGAUGUUGAAAAAACGCCGGAAACAAAUUCAAAAGAAGAAAAUUUAACGGAAGAAUCGGAAAAUACUACGGUUACAGAAUCUAAAAGUGCGAAUGCUAAUGAAGAAAAAAAAGAUGAUGAAGUAAAAGAUAGUUCAGACUCAAGUCAAGAUGCCACAGAUGCAGCAGAGAAAUCUGAUGCUGCCUCUACGGAGUCUCAAAAUCCCUCCACCAAGCCUACUACUGAUGACAAGAAGGAAUAACCUUCUUAUAUUUGACUUCGUGUAAUUUUUGUCAGGAAUGAAGAUGACGCACAUAGGGAUCUUAAAGAUUCAAGUCCCUACGUCUACUUUAAUUAAUUGAGGUGUAGAGCAUAUGUUGUUCAUGUACAAUAAUAAUAUUGUAAAAUAUAUUUAAUAUGGGCUCAUAGAAAAUAAUGGAGUAAAUUUAUAAACUGAAGGAAUUUUAAGAAAUUGACUAAUUUUCAUAUUAAAUAAAUUGGUUAGUGAAAAAAAAUCGAUUUAACAGUAAGAAAAAAAUUAGUUCUUCAAUCAUAUUUAUCAUUUUGUUCACGCGCAAAUGUUAAUUAUUAAUGUGAUUAAUAAAUUUUUUUUUCUUCCUGUUAGCUAAGAUAUCUUGUUUAAGUUAUCUGAUAGUUAUUAAUAAUUAAUUAUCAUUUUUAAGAAUUGUUAAAUUAUUAAAUAUUACGAACAAAUAUUAUAUAUAAUAUUUCUGGUACCAUAUUAAAUAUUUUGAUAUUAUUGUGUAUUUGAACGGUUGUGAGUGUACAGAUAGAUUAUAUGAUUGAUGGACUAUGUUUAGUAAAUCCACACUUGAUGAGACACCAAUCAUAAAGUGAACAAUUUUCAGUAGAUAAAUAUUGAACAAAAAAAAAAGCAUAUUCAUUUGUAGGAUUUUCAUGGCAUUUGGCAUAAUGUAUUAAUGAACAAUAGCCAAUCAAUUUCAUUUUGAGCUCAAUAUUCAGUUUUGAAAUUAAUCAAUUUAUUCAAAUUACUAUAAAUAAAAUGGCCUGAAUAUAAUAUAAAAUGAAUUCUCACGACUCUAAAAUUGAAUGACUAUAAUAUUGUGAGCUAUCAGUGCAAUAAAGUGGGAUCUCGUAAUUAUUGUUAGUUUUUAAUUAUGACUUAAACAAUUGUCUGUUAAUUUUUUUUUAUUAAUACUGUUUAUUAUACAAAUUAUAUUAUUGUAUAUUUAAAAGGCUAUCAAGUUCGUAUUCGUUAGACUAAAUGCCCAAAAAUAUAAUUACAUAUUGUUUAUAAUUAGAAUUGUUUAAUGGAAAGUAAUUUAUUCCUUCAUAUUAAUUAAUUUCAAGUCAAGUAUGUGUCUCGUUUAGUGGGAUUUAGGUCUAGCUAUUAGAAUUAAAUAUUAGCUAAAUAAUUACGAUAUGAAUAUUAUUAAAUAUAUAAGUUUGCCCUGUUGAGAUGCUUAUUCAACUCUUCAGGUCAAGCAAAUAUGUGUAAUAAAAAAUAUAUAUUAGCGUUUUAUCAUAAUAAUUAUUAUAAUAAUUAAAUAUGAAUAAUAUUAAAGAAUAAAAUUAUAAAUGAGUGAGUCGUGAAUGUAAGACAAACAGUAGUUUUUAUACACUCUUAUCUUUUUGGUUCUCGGGUCAAAUAUUUUUUGUUUCUUUUUUAGUCAAUUCUAUCAUAUAGACUCUAAUCAAAACUUUUCAAUCACUCAUUGUACAAUUGAUAGGUAAAUCAUAUAUAUGUAUACCUACGUACCAAUUUUAUCUGUUACUCCAUUUUUUCUUGUAGUGUGGAACGAUUAUAACGAUUGUGAGAUGACGUUUGACUUUUGUAACAAAAUUGCUUCAUUCAAUAAAAUAAAUGAAAAUUUAUUUUUU
Molecule: messenger RNA, 2450 nt
Organism: Chelonus insularis
Lineage: Eukaryota; Metazoa; Arthropoda; Insecta; Hymenoptera; Braconidae
Product: altered inheritance of mitochondria protein 21
Exons: 4
Coding region: 118-849 (243 amino acids)
Source: RefSeq, a predicted model, not a curated record